AUGACCACAUUUGAUAGAAGACGAAUACAAGCUCCGGAAACUUCUUAUGCUCCUACUUUCGAGUCUUCCUCAAUUAUUGUAGAUAAUGGCCUGGGUACAGGUGAUGAUGGAUUUCAUGUGGGAUCCUCACAGCCAGUCUUCAAAGCGGGUCUUAUUGACCAAGCUAAUGGGAGUGGAUACGUCGAAAUUGGUGGUGUCAAGAUAGCUUGUUCAGUUUACGGUCCAAGACCAAAACAACCACCAUAUUCCCCCGAAGGUACACUGAACCUCGAAAUCAAAUUCGCUCCGUUUGCUUCUCACCCUCGACGAGCACCUCUGCGGGACACCGAACCGAUCCCACUCUCCACCCUCCUCUACCGUCUUCUUCUCCCUUGUCUCCAACUCCAUCUCUUACCCAAAUCAUCCAUAGACGUCUUCCUCCUCAUCCUAGAAUCAGACACCUUGUCCAACACCUUAUCGGCAGCUUUGACGGUAGCUAGUGGAGCUAUAGCCAAUGCUGGUAUACCCAUGUCUGCGCUGGGAAUAGGAGGAGUGGUCGCACGUGGAGAAGGGGCGGGAGGGGAAAAGAGAUCCGAGCUUAUAUGUGAUCCCUCAAUUGAGGAAGAGAAUAGUGCGGAAGCUUGCCUUACAUUAGGCGUCAUGCCCGCUUUGGGGAAAUUGAGUUCUUGUUGGUUCACCGGAGAGGCGGAUGUUGAGGAUGUUGGUUUGAUGGUGGAUUGCGCUGUCAAAGAGACAAAGAUGACUCAUGCGGUUUUAGCGACAGGUUUAUUAGAGUCUGCCGAUGUCUCAUAA
Messenger RNA from Tremella mesenterica DSM 1558, 792 nucleotides. RefSeq lists its product as uncharacterized. The transcript has 6 exons. NCBI's taxonomy places the organism in Eukaryota, Fungi, Basidiomycota, Tremellomycetes, Tremellales, Tremellaceae. The record is from RefSeq and is a predicted model, not a curated record. Bases 1 to 792 code for a protein of 263 amino acids. Gene Ontology annotation, biological process: nuclear mRNA surveillance; poly(A)-dependent snoRNA 3'-end processing; U4 snRNA 3'-end processing. Gene Ontology annotation, cellular component: cytoplasmic exosome (RNase complex); nuclear exosome (RNase complex); nucleolus.